Microplitis demolitor is the source of this 1191-nucleotide messenger RNA. RefSeq names its product putative defense protein 3. Gene Ontology annotation, molecular function: oxidoreductase activity, acting on metal ions. The coding region runs from base 551 to 1036 and encodes 161 amino acids. The record is from RefSeq and is a predicted model, not a curated record. Lineage: Eukaryota; Metazoa; Arthropoda; Insecta; Hymenoptera; Braconidae. The transcript has 5 exons.
UUUUACUUCUGAGUGUAAAUGUAGCGGAUAUGAAAAUUGAAAAAUUUUCUGAUACUUUAGUAUCAUAUAUAUGUAGUAUUGUUAAUAAAAAAUAUAUGUUAGGAUUAGGUGUAAUAAUAAUUAAUAUAAGAAGUCGCCGGAGUGCAACUGUUUGCAGCAACCCUGGAAUUAUUUGAUGCAACAAAUAAGUUGUCAUGCCAGUUCAAUCUGUACAAGGUUUAAAAAAUACAUGAGCUGGUGGUAUGACUUGUGUUGGAUAAAGAGUGGUAUUGAGUAGUGAAAGUUAAAAUUAGGUGAAUAAGUUUGUAAGUAAGGGAGUCGUGGGUAUAGAAGUGGAAACUGUUUUUAUGGUGGGAUUUUUAUUCCCAUUACUCGGAUUGGACUUAAGAUCGCUAAAGUACAACUUUUAUUUCACAGUUGACCACUUGCUAAAGUACUUUUACGAGGACUGUUGGCUAUUUGUCUUGCGAUUCUUGAAGACAAAUAACUUUAAAAGGUUACAGGUAAAUUUAAAAAAAAAAAGCUUACGAUAAAAUUAAAUAGGAACGAAAUGACUCAACACGUCACAAUUUCCCUGGUGGUCAGCGUUAUUGUUGGACUAUUAGCACUUACCUCUGUAAACGGAUUUCCCGAUGGAGCACCGGUCGAUGUAUGUGUUAAAGAACGACCGAAUCAACCGUAUCAUGGUCAGGUUCGCGCACAACCCGCAAAUACCAAUCCUUAUCAGAUUAUCGCAUCGUCAAAAAGUUAUGGACCUGGAAAACAGAUUAGCGUAAGCAUCAGAGGUGACACAUUCAAAGGUUUCUUCAUACAAGCAAGAGAUUCUCGUACUCAUGCAUGGAUAGGAAGUUUUGCAACAACACCCAACACUAAAGUUUUCGACGAAUGUAGCGCAGUAACUCAUGCAGAUCCAAAAGAUAAGCAAGAAGCGACAUUAAUUUGGAAUUCUCCACCUAAGGGACAGGGUCAAGUUUAUUUCACUGGAAGUGUCUUGAAAAAUUACUCGACUUUCUGGGCAGACUUGAUUUCUCAAUAGAGUUACUGAGGAAAUGUGAUGUCAAUAAGGAUUUUUUAAUGAAAUUAUUAUAAAUUAUUUCGUCAUCAAAGCAGUAAAAGUUGCUCGUUUAUAAAUAAACGGAUAAGAUAUUCUUAAGAUUAAUUAUACAGCUAUAAGUUUAUAUAUAUUUUUUA